UCCAUCAUCCCAUAAUUAGCACAACAUCUUAGUUCCCACGUUUUCUCUCUCUCUCUGAAUCUCUUUCUAUCUUUUUCGUUGAUUAUCUUUCUUUUUUUCUUCUUUUUUUCUUAAUCCAUUUUCCCACUUUCUUCUCUUGGUCCCUCUGCUGUCAUGGAAUCCAUGUCUUCUCUUCCCCAUAUCUUAAACAGAUAGAGUAAUAGGAGAAACACGGUUUGCAUGCUUUUUGACUCUCACGUUAUUAAUAUUAAGAUCUCAAUACCAACAAGGACCAAGAAGGGAAAUUAAAGAGAUAAUACACAAGAAGAAGAAGCAACCAAAAUUAUGUUGCAGAGAGCUGCGAGCAAUGCUUAUUCAUGGUGGUGGGUUAGCCACAUCAGAACAAAGCAAUCAAAAUGGAUGGAGCAAAACCUUCAAGAUAUGGAGGAAAAAGUGCAAACCGUUUUGAAGCUCUUAGAGGAAGAGGGGGACUCUUUUGCCAAGAGAGCAGAAAUGUAUUACAAAAGGAGACCGGAACUGAUAAGCUUUGUGGAGGAAUCAUUCAAGGCUUACCGAGCUUUAGCCGAACGAUAUGAUCACAUAUCAACGGAGUUGCAAAAUGCCAACAACACCAUUGCUUCUGUCUUUCCAGAUCGUGUCCCAUUUAUGGAUGAAGACGAAGAUGAUGGAUCACCAAGGCCUUCAAGAAAAAAAGCAGAAGGGUUCAAAACAAAUAUUCCAAAGCCUCCCGUUAAAGAUUUAAAAAGUGUCAUAACAACAGCAGCAGCCACAAGGAGAUUGCAUUCCAAGAAGCCAGCUGCCACAGCAACUUCUGCUGCUCCGAAAGUUCCUAAAUCUGGUUUGAGCAGAAAAGCGGCACUUGAAGAGGUUGACAAGCUGCAGAAACAGAUUCUGGCUCUACAAACUGUGAAGGAGUUUGUAAAGAACUCUUAUGAUAAUUCCGUAGCUAAGUACUGGGAAACUGAUGAGCAAAUCAAGGAAUUGCAAGAGAGAGUUUCCAUUCUGCAAGAUGAGCUUGGAGAAGGUGUUGAUAUUGAAGAUGAUGAAGCUCGCCGUUUGAUGGCAGAAGCUGCUCUUAAAUCAUGCCAAGAGGCAUUGACACAGUUGCAAGAGAAGCAGGAAAAAUCACUUGAUGAAACCAGAAUUGAAUCCAAAAGGGUAAAGGAUGUCAAUUCCAUGUUGGGCUCUCUCAUGGAGGAAUUCCAUUAUGAUCAGAAUAAUUCUGAAAAGCCAAGGGUCCAAAGAGAUUUAAAAGAAAUAGCAGAAACAAAGGACUUGGAAGAGAAUGCCAGAUUGACUCAGAAGAAACAGGAGUUGCAAUUAUUAAAGGAGAACAUUAAAGAGCACUUUGAGACUAGCUCCAAUUCAUCACUCAGUGUGGCAGAAAUGGCAGAGCAGAUUGAUGAGCUAGUGAACAAAGUAAUCAGAUUGGAAACUGCAGUAUCGUCCCAGAGUGUUAUGGUAAAGAGAUUGACAACAGAUACUGAUGAACUUCAUGAGCAGAUUCGAACUCUGGAAAAUGAUAAGGAAAGUCUUAUCAAGGACAAAAACAAAUUGAAUGACCAACUGAGAAAGUUGGAAGAAAAGAUGCAUGGAGUACAGGAUCUAAACCAAACUAUUGAGGAUCAGAAUAGCAAUCUCCAAACCCAAUUCAAUGAAGCACUUAGUAAUCUUGAUCAUCUCUCAGAGAAAGUCCAAAAUGUGCAGCCAGGCGAGGAGGCCAAGACCACAGAUUUAUCACACACACAAAAGGAUUCAUCAACCCAGGCUGAAUUAAAAAUCAAAUCUGAAGGACAAGUUCCUUUGAAUCAAGACAAUAUGUUGUUGAAUGAUAAGGAGAUUACAAAUGGUUUGGUAGAAGAUGAUGCAACAGAUAAGGAGCUUAAGGUUGCUGGUACUGUUGAAGAUGAUGCAACAUCAGACAACAAGCCUGAGGUCACUGGCUCACCAUCUGCUAGUGAACCCAAUGUCACCGGUUCUUUGGAAAAUGAUGCUAAGUCAGCAAAUGAGGUUAAGGUCACCAGUUCCUUAGAAAUGGAUGAGGCAACUCCUGUGGAAAACAAAUCUCCAAAAGAAUUGGAAAAACAAGAGAAGACUGUACAUCCUGGCAAUGAUGAUGAAAAGGCAACAGUUUCUAUGAGCACUACCACAGAAAAGCAGGAUGUCAGUCAGCACCUGGCGAGCAACAAGGCAGAUAGUUCUUCAGAGAGUUCUGAGAAACAGCAAGAAAAUGAUGAUAAGCAAAGUUCACGUGAGAUAGAGAAUGUGCUCAAAGUUGAUCCCAAGGGGCAGGCAACAGCACAAGAAGAUGAACCUGAUUGGCGGCAAUUGUUUACAAGUGGGAUGCAGGACAGAGAACAAGUUUUGCUGACUGAGUAUACUAAUACUCUUCGGAAUUAUAAAGAAGUGAAGAAGAGGCUGACUGAAAUAGAGAAGAAAAAUCAAGACAAUAACUCUGAUUCAUCUUUGCAGCUAAAUGAACUGAAGACAUCUAAUGCCAUGAAAGAUGAAGAGAUAAGACUUCUGCGUCAAAAAUUAGGUCUCCAGCAGAGAAGCAUGGAAGGAAAUGAAGAUUUCACAGAGGAACUUUUACAAAUUGAACUACCUGAAUCUACUUCACUCAUUGAAGAAAAAUUCCGGUCAAACAUGGAUGAAAUCCUAGAGGAGAACUUAACUUUCUGGUUAAAAUUCAGUGCUUAUUACUCUGAGAUACAGAAGUUUGAAACCACCAUCAAAGAUUUGCUGACCGAGUUAUCAAAAUUAGAGGAAAGAGAGAAGUCGUCAGAGGGUAGUAGCAGCAUAAAGUAUUCAAUAAAAUCAGAUUCAAGACCAAUUUACAAACACCUAACAGAGAUCCAAAGUGAAAUAACAGUCUGGAUGGAAAAAGGUGCCUUGCUGAAAGAAGAACUGCAAAGUCGAUUCUCAUCUUUGUGUGACAUCCAAGAAGAGAUAACAACAGAAUUGAAAAGCAGUGCUGAAGAUGAUGACUUCAGGUUCACAAGCUACCAAGCUGCCAAGUUCCAAGGUGAAAUUUUGAAUAUGAAACAGGAAAACAACAAGGUUGCUGAUGAACUUCAAACGGGUUUAGAUGGUGUAACAUCUCUCCAACUUGAAAUAGAAAAGGCUCUGGUGAAGUUGAAUGAUAAAUUUGGGUUCUCGGCUUCAAAGAGACAACAAAAUGGCCAGCUAAGACAAUCAGAGACUCGGGCCAAGGUUCCUCUGAGGUCAUUCAUCUUUGGCGCCAAACCAAAGAAACAAUCAAUCUUCUCCUGUAUGACCCCUGGAAUGCAUAGGAAAUACCGGUAGGAGCAGGGUCAUGUAAAAUAUAUUCCUAUCGUGCUUUUUUUUUCAAAAAAAAAAUAUCUUUGUGAUAAUUCUUUUAUCGAUUAUAUUUAGUAGUGUAUUAACAGUCCCCUCUUCACUAGAAGGGAGGAUUUAUUUUUUAUUUUUUGCUUGUUCAUAAAUCAUAAGUUGGUGAAGACAAAAAUGUAGUAUUUUGGUUUACAUUGUAUUUGGAGAAUUUGGACGAGGGGGAGGAGUGUAAUUCGGUAAUGAUAAUUUUAUGGCUUGGUAGAAAUUCAGAUUUAACUAGAACAGUAAUUGCAACAUUAUUAAACGGAAAUCGCUUAACCCAAAAAAAAGGGGAGCAAUGAUCAACUGUUAAUAGUGGAUGCCAACCUCAAUAUAAACCCCUGUUGGGAAUCAUUUAGUAUCAUUUCUGAUUUAAA
Glycine soja is the source of this 3728-nucleotide messenger RNA. Its product is annotated as protein NETWORKED 2D-like. The record is from RefSeq and is a predicted model, not a curated record. Gene Ontology annotation, molecular function: actin binding. NCBI's taxonomy places the organism in Eukaryota, Viridiplantae, Streptophyta, Magnoliopsida, Fabales, Fabaceae. The transcript is spliced from 2 exons. Bases 325 to 3306 code for a protein of 993 amino acids.